CGCUGUCUCAGACUCCAGCUUUGUAAAUCAGCAAUUCGAAAUCUCCCCCGACCGAAACUCUCACUCUCUCCGAUUGAUUUGCCGGUGGCAAUAAUAACAACCGAACACUGACCAAUUCUGUGAAAUUUCCGGCGGAUGAGAUUGGCCGGCGGAGGCGGAGGAGGAGGAGGACACGAUGGCGUCGGCGGCGCCGGUGAACAGGAUCGAGCGGGCCCACCAGAUGCACCGGGAAGGUAGCUACUCGGAGGCGCUAGGGUUUUACACCGAAGCCCUGUCCAUGGCCAGGACCAAACCCCAGAAGAUCGCCCUCCACAGCAACCGAGCUGCUUGCUUCUUGAAGCUUCACGAUUUCAAAAAGGCAGCAGAUGAAUGUACCUCAGUUCUUGAGCUUGAUUACAAUCACACUGGAGCAUUGAUGUUGCGGGCGCAGACCCUGGUGACCCUCAAGGAAUAUCACUCGGCGCUCUUCGAUGUUCAUCGUCUUAUCGAGCUAAAUCCAUCAUCGGAAGUUUAUCAAAACCUUCAAGCCCGUCUAAAGACACAAGUGUCACUUGCUCCAAUACCUGAAUCCGAAGCAGAGCUAGAAGAAGAGGAAGACGAGGAGGAGGAUGAAGCAGAGCCAGAUAGAUAUCAGGAGAAAGAGGAGCAAUACGAAGAAAAAGAAGAUGUAUUUUCAGGUGGAGGAAGGGAUCAGAUUCCUGAGGUUAAUGAGACAACUGCUGUUGCCAAUGUUAUUGCCCCUACGACACCAGUAAACAGGGAAGUUUCUCAACAGGGAAGGGAUCCAAAAGGUAACUCGAUGAAGACCACUUCCCCAGCUGAAGUUGUGACCCCUCGUGCAGAGCACGUCAAGGCAUCGUCUGAAAAAGAAAAAGACAAAGGAUGGCAAGCAAUCCCGAAGCCAAAGGGACACUCUUCUCUGGACUAUGCACGGUGGGACAGAGUGGAAGAUGACUCUAGUGAAGAUGAUGACGAUGAAGACUCUCAACCUCAGUAUAGAUUCCGUGUAAAAACUGUUGGUGUCCGGCCAGUGAAGUGAAGAGGAGGCUGAGGAGCAUAUACACAGUACUCACAAUCGAUAGCCAUCAUAUGAGCCACAAAGUAAAAAAUCACAGUGAAGUAAGCAGGAUGGGAAAGUUGUGGUAGUUCCAAGUGCAGAAACUUUGUGAAAACUAUGAGAAUCUAGCUUUGAAGUCCGGGCGUGCUUUGGCAGUGUAUCAUUUUAAGAAAAAGAAUUCUGCAUUUUAGCACUCUGGCUCAAUGGAUAUCUUGACUCUCUGCAGUCCCUACAAUCUUCAAACGAUUCAUGCCGUGGCACAAAAAUAAGCAGAGGCUCGGUCUGCAAACAGUUGAAUUCCAACUUGUCCCGGCUUACUAGUGCUUACAGGGUCAGGUAAAAUUGUUUGUUAUGCGAUGUAAUUACAUACUUUCGUAAAUUUUUGAUGCAAAGCUUGUAAGAAAUAGCAUAUAGGUUUCCAGGUUAAAGCAACUUGGCUUCCUGAAAGAUGAUAUAAUCUUUCAAUAUUCAAUUUAUUCUUUACUGCAUUCUGGUGUCUUAUGUAGUAUGGAGUUGUUGAUUAGUAAUCGAACACUUAAUUUCCGGUUUUGAUUCUUUUCGGAAAAGAGAGAAAUUUUGUGGAAACUUGAGGCAGAACCCAAAUAACAAGAAAACUCAACCCAAAAGGAACCAUACUAGAUGAAAUUUCACCACAUUUUUUAUUUCUAGCAGACAGUUUCAAGAUCGAGUGAUUACUAAUAACAAACUACGCCGUAAGAGCAACAAAAUUACAAUAAUAUCAACACAAUACCUUGAGAAGCAGCAUCUACCAAAA
Malus domestica (apple) is the source of this 1832-nucleotide messenger RNA. RefSeq lists its product as uncharacterized. NCBI's taxonomy places the organism in Eukaryota, Viridiplantae, Streptophyta, Magnoliopsida, Rosales, Rosaceae. Gene Ontology annotation, molecular function: protein binding. The record is from RefSeq and is a predicted model, not a curated record.